UAAAACACAACAGAGGAGAUAGAUAGUCGGAGGAGCCGAGAAAUCAAAAUUAGGGCUAAAGUUAGCCGGAAAUCUCAAAAAGAUAAAAACUUUAAUGGCGAGGACGGGAACCGCGAAGAAGAACGGGGCGGGGCAAUUCUUCCUAGCGACGCUGCUUCUAUGGCUAGUCUCCGUCGUGUUUGAGAUUGCAUUCAACCUAAGAACAGAGCUUCUCUGGGUGAUUGGCGGCGGAUGCUUCUUUCAAUCGGUGAAUUGGUUCGUUCGCUCUUGCCUCUCUCGCGACCCUCUCUUCGUCAACACCUCCGUCUCGCUUCUACACUCAAUCAUCACCUCCGCCUCAGUGGUUUUCAUUCUGCUCAACCAAUGCUUAGCCAAAGGUGUAGACGAGAUGUUCGAUCAUUCGGAGCUCGUUGGUGGGAGUUGGAGAUGGGCGUACCAAGCUCUGUGUUCCUCUUGCGGCUACUUUGCUUAUGACCAGUGGGAUAUGCUUCAGUACCGGUUGUACAGCGGCUUGAUCCCUUCCAUUCUCGUUCACCACCUCGUCCUCCUCGUUUGCUUCACUUUGGCUCUUUACCGUAACGUUACCAUCAACUACCUCAUCCUCACUCUCAUUUGCGAGAUGCAUUCGAUCUUUCUGCACGUGAGGAAGCUGAGGAGGAUGGCGGGAAUCCGAGACAGCAACACGGCCUUGGUGAAACUGGAGUGGGUAUUAAACUGGACGGCCUUUGUGUUUGCGAGGUGCGUUCCUCACAUUCUCAUCACUGUCAAGCUGAUCAAAGACGCGCGUAAGUUUGGGAGGGGCGUGGAGUGGCCGCUCGCUCUGUUUGGUAUGGCUGGAAUGAAUAUACUCAAUGUGGGUCUUGGAAUGGAUCUGUUCCAUGCUUUUAGAAGAGAGAGAAGCAACAGACGAAAUCAAGAGAAGAGCAACCAUGUAGAAUGAUUUAAGCCAAUUUAAGAGCAAUCAUCAACUGAAUCCAGGGUUUAUUGUAAGGCUACUACUACACACUCAUUUGUUGUUUAUGUCUGAGGCGCUUUGCUACUAUGUUCUAUUAGCUUUCAGAUUUUUUUUGUAUGUACUAUAAGGAAAAACUACAUGUAAAUGUUAUUUGUUGAUCAUUUUUUU
Brassica oleracea var. oleracea is the source of this 1123-nucleotide messenger RNA. Its product is annotated as TLC domain-containing protein 2. The coding region runs from base 95 to 940 and encodes 281 amino acids. Gene Ontology annotation, cellular component: plasma membrane. Gene Ontology annotation, biological process: phospholipid homeostasis; membrane assembly; plasma membrane organization. The transcript is spliced from 3 exons. NCBI's taxonomy places the organism in Eukaryota, Viridiplantae, Streptophyta, Magnoliopsida, Brassicales, Brassicaceae. The record is from RefSeq and is a predicted model, not a curated record.